CUUAAAAUCAUGGACAAAACAUCAAUUUCUACACUUUUGCUGAAUUACUGGCUAUCGAUCAAUUUAUCUUAUGUUACCUUUUUCAAUUGCUGGAGCUCAGAAGGUUUUAUUUAUUUCUCAAGAUUCUUGGAUCAUUCGUUAUCCAACAUAAUUUCAGACAAUCAUCAAAUCUUGAGAAGAUUCUCCAAUUCUUCAACGUUUGUCGAAAUUGUGAAUCUAAAUGAUAGUUCCUUCAACCCACUUCUAGAAGCUAAUAGAAUCGAUGACCGUUCGCGUGUAAAGAUCGGAUUAGCUCUGGAGUUUGGCUGCCUCAACAGCGUUGAUUUUCUGCUAAAAUGUUCCGCCAAGCAGUGCUUCUCGACAUCGAUUCAGUGGUUCCUGUUCAGUUUGAGCGAUCCAGAUGAGAUAUUCCAGCAUUUGUCCAAGGCUGAUUUGUACAUCGACGCGGAAGUUAAGGUCCUAGCCGACGGCGGUCUAUACGACGUCUACAACAACGGACGACCUCUAGGAGGAGCAUUGAAUGUCACUCUUGACCGAAUAGUUGAGCAUGGAACACUGGGACAGAGCCGACACUCCGGAAAGCCCAAGUACGAACACCGAAGGAACAUGUCCGACAUUACGAUGCGUGUCGGAACGGUGACGCAGAUCUACCCCAACCUGAACGAUUCGAUGGACAAGAUCAUGGAACAUCUGGAGUCGGAUCGCUGGAGACACCUGGACCAUGCCGUCCGGAUGGGAUUCCGACUGUCCAAGGCGCUGCACGUAACUUCCGGAUUUCAGGUUAAGUACGUUCACUACGAUCGCUGGACGUUCAACGAUUCCACGGGAGGGAUUCUGGGCGGUCUCAUCGAUCGCGAAAUCGACUAUUCCGUAACGGGUUUGAUGACCAAGAUCAAACGAAUGGAACAUCUGACCUCCGUUGCGAGCUACAUGACCUUCGAGUUGAUGUUCAUCUUCAAAACCCCGGAAAGUUCUAACCUCAUGAACAGUGCGUUCAUACGACCUUUCAGCCCGAGCGUUUGGAUCAGCGUGGUGUUGAUAGUUCUUUUGGGAAGUUUCGUCUUCAAGUUCAACUACAUGGUUGAGUUCAAGAUGCUGAACAUGCGCGAGGGCAUCGAAAGUCCGUCCUGGUACGGAUUGCUGGUAGAAUCUCUGGGUAACUUCUGUCAGCAAGGGUCGAGCUUCAAACCAAAAUCGUUCUCCGGCAAGGUCGUCCAGAUAUCCGUACUGAUGUGCUCGGUCAUGGUGUACAACUACUACACGUCGGCCAUUGUGUCCACCUUGAUCGGAACCCCCAAAAAGUCCGACAUUAAAACGCUGGUUCAGCUCGCAAACAGUCAUUUGGAGUUGGGCAUUGAGGACGUCACCUACGAAAAGGCGUUCUUCUUUGAAUCCCACCUGCCGGACGUGGACUACCUGCGCAGCAAGAAGAUCACCGACAGUACCUUCAUCGACUCGGCAACAGGACUGCAGCGCAUCCGCAGGGGAAACUUUGCGUACAACUGCGAGCGCAACGUGGCCUACAACCUGAUCCGGGACACGUUCGACUUUACCGAGGUGUGCGACCUAAACGAGGUGGAGAGUAUGCCGACCCAGUUCGUGGACCACGUCGUCCGAAAGGAUUCCCACUUUCGGGAGCUGUUUUCUCUAAGAUACGCCCGAAUGCGCGAAGUUGGCAUCGUGAAAAAGUUUGCCGAAUUUUGGAUCGCCAAAAAGCCGGAAUGCUUCUCGGGCAGCAUCGUGUCCAGUGUGACCAUCACCGGGGCGUUGCCGAUAUUUCUACUGUUGGGCUUUGGGCUAACUUUGGCAACGCUGCUGUUUGGGUUUGAGCUGGGAGUUGGCGUUCUGGUUGGAAAGUUGGGCGAAAAGCAGGACGUGAUAAGCUUGAAUGAAAAUGUUGGAGAGUUUACCACGGAGAAGAAAAUUAAUUAAAUUAAAUUUUAUAAGUU
Messenger RNA from Culex quinquefasciatus (southern house mosquito), 1949 nucleotides. Its product is annotated as ionotropic receptor 75a. NCBI's taxonomy places the organism in Eukaryota, Metazoa, Arthropoda, Insecta, Diptera, Culicidae. The transcript is spliced from 5 exons. Gene Ontology annotation, cellular component: membrane. The record is from RefSeq and is a predicted model, not a curated record. Gene Ontology annotation, molecular function: ligand-gated monoatomic ion channel activity. The coding region runs from base 10 to 1932 and encodes 640 amino acids.